UACAUGUUCACAUUUAUUUAAAACAGUUUGGCACUCCUUUGUAAUUCUAUUACACGUCUAUAUAAAUAUCUGAUAUAAUAAUAUGCGUAAUUAUACCAUACUAAAAAUUUAAGACGAACAAUUUUCAAGUUGAAAAAUCAAAUCAGUAUGGGGUGCAUAUUCUAUUUUAUUUUCAUAAUUGGAUUUAUAUUUCUACUGAAAGGAAACCAAUGUAUCGACGAAUCUAUUAUACUGAUUACUGACAGCCACAAUAAAGGACUAUAUGGAGUAUCGUCUAAAACUAACACAAUCUACUCUAUCGCCGUCAAGAGAGUUUCAAACCCUAUAGCAAUAGAUUAUAACGAAAUGAAUGAAAGAAUAUACUGGAGUGACGUCAUGCUGAAUGAAAUAAGGAGCACGUCCAUUAGCGGGCAUGAUGACGUCAUAAUAAGGAGUCUCGAUAAUGGUUCGAUUCCUGACGGACUGGCGGUCGAUCCCGUUUCCAAGCUUUUGUUUUAUUCAGACGCAGGGAACCACCUUAUAGCAUUAAUGGAAUUAGAUGGUUCUAAUCAUGCAGUUAUUGUAACCAAGGACAUCGACAAGCCAAGAGCAAUUAUACCUGAUCCUGUAAAUGGGAAAAUAUACUGGUCUGACUGGGGAGUACCCCCAAAAAUAGAGACCGCCAAUUAUGAUGGUACUAAUAGAAAGGCUCUGAUUACAUCCGGGAUACUUUGGCCGAACGCUUUAACAGUAGAUUUUGCAGAUCAGUGGAUGUACUGGGGAGAUGCAGGAACUCACAACAUUGAGCGAGCUAGAUUAGACGGCUCUGAGAGGAAAGUUAUUUUCUAUAAUGCCAAUUCACAUUACUUUUCGAUGCUCCUUUACUCAAACAAUCUGUUUUAUACCGACUGGCAACACAGAUCAAUCAUGGCAAUUUCCGUUUCCGGUGUCGGCGUGUCUUCGAACAUUGGAAAUGAUUCAUUUUCCAGACUUAAUGAUAUUUCUCGUUUGAAACCAAAACCAGCGUAUCCAGAAACAAAUGCUUGCACGAAGAAUAAAGGCGGCUGUAGUCACAUCUGUAUACCAAGACCAAAAGGAAAUCAUGCUUGCCUAUGUCCAACAGGUUUUACUCUGAAAGAUGAUUCAUUUUGUAUAAAACCCAAAGAACAAGAAAAGAGUGUUACAUGUAAGCCAUUGAAGAGACACAGCAAAUUUACCACUAUUUUACCAAAAGAGUGUCUGACACAUGCUUCGCCAGUUGGAAAGAUUUGCAAGAUUCAAUGCCCGGAUGGCUUCCUAUAUGGUGGUACUCUAACUGAUAUAGAAUGCAAAGCUGAUGGACAUUGGAAUGCUGACGUAUCCCUCUGCUUUGACGCAACACCUCCAGUUUUUCAUAACUGUUGCGGUUAUCGGGAAAUGGUAAUGGACGAAAAAGGCGAAGAACUGUUCACUGUUACAUGGGACGAUAUCUAUGUUACGGAUAAUAGUGGCAUUCGGCCGACUUCUUACGCUUCAAUACCAAGUGGUAGUACUUUGCCAGCGGGUGACCACACAAUUAAUAUUUUUGCCAUCGAUCAAGCAGGUCUCUUUGCAGGAUGUCAAUUUACAUUGAGUUUAAUAGUUCAGCGAUGUGGAGACGUCCCUCUUACAAGUCGAGGCUAUAUUGUAUCCGGUGAUUGCCCGAAUUAUUAUGGAGCAAAAUGCCAAAUUGCAUGCGACACCGGGUACCAGUUCAGCUCCAACACAAAAGUGGCAACCAUAGAAUGUGACCUUGACGAAAACAAUGAGACGCUAUGGAGGCUGGGGAAAGAUAACAAUUUCUCAUGCAUUCCAAUUACAUGCCCCCCUAUUCUGACAUCUAAUACUGAAAUAACCGGUUGUUCAAAGCCGCAUUAUUUUGGAUCAAUGUGUGAACAAACUUGUAGUAAGGGCUUCGAAAAAGUGAGUGGAAACAGCAUCAGAAUUUGUAAAUCGGGCGGCUCUUGGUCAGGGGAAGAUCUAAAAUGCCAGGAAAAAACAAUUACAUGCCCCCCUAUAAUGACAUCUAAUACUGAAAUAACCGUUUGUAAAAAGCCGCUUGAUUUUGGAUCAGUGUGUGAACAAACUUGUAGUAAAGGCUAUGAAAAAGUGAGCGGGAGCAGCAUCAGAAUUUGUAAAUCGGAUGGCUCUUGGUCAGGGGAAGAUCUAAAAUGCCAGGAAAAAAAUUCCGAUGAAAAUUUUCAUCUAACAAACAACGGCAUUCUCAUUGGAGUUGCGGUUAUAAUUACGUCAUUUCUGCUGUUGAAUUGUGGAAUUUUGGUCUAUUUACGAAAUUUGGGUGGAAAAAUCGAUACUAGUGUUGAAAGUAAAACCUCCUCUUUACAAAACCAAAAUGGACACUCAGAACCACAAUGUGGAACAAGUUUCGAAAGAAAAAUUUCCUCUCCACAAAAUCCACUCUCAGAUUCACAACCUUUAACUCAGCGUGGGGUAGAGGAAACAUUUAAAAAAGAGGAAUACACGUGAUAAUAACAAUUCAACUUCAUAAUUUUUAUUUUGUUUUUGUUGUCUUUAUUUUUUGUUGUUGGUUUUUUGUUGUUGUAUAUUUGCUGUUUGUUGUUGUUUCGUAACGACAGUCUUUUGAUAUAUUGUUACUUACACAAAAAUGUAAAUGGUAUUUUCUAUUUCUAAACAAUUCAAAAUGUAGUGCAUAAAUGGUAUAGAUUUUGAAGGCAAUGACCAAGUCAAAACGUUCCAAAACGAAAGGUAGACCUAGCCAACCAAAGAUGCAAUUUUCAAACAUUCCGCGUGUUUCAGUGGUCAAGCCGAUAAAAUUUGUGUUGAUGAAAAAAAUACAUAUUGAAAUAUAAAAAGAUAAACAGUUUAAGAGUAUGUGAGUGAAUAACUACGUAAAUUAAGAUAAACAUAUAUAUUAUGGGGAAAGAAAAGCGUACAAUGAAUGUGGAAGGAAAAUUCGAAAAGAAUAGUAAAAGUGACAGCAAUGAAUCUUGUAAUAGUAAUAAAUUGUCUGUCUUAGAAAAACAAAAAAGUCAUACAGAUUGGGGAACUGGUAACGAAUUUGUAGUAUUAAUUACGUAUUGACAAUUGUCCUGUGGACACUUCAGACAUAUAUGAUGACACAGGGAAGAUAUUUACCCUGUUUAAAUGGAAGAUAAACACAAAUGAAAGUAUCUGUAUUUAACUACAUUUAACAACAUUUUACUACAUUCAAUAUGUAGUUCUCUGAAAAUAAUACAUUAUCCUUUUAACAAAAUAAAUAAAAUGUAGAUAUCUGUUAUUUAUAUAUGUAUUUCAUAUCUUCGUACUUGUUUCAUAGUUUGGGAACCUUUCUGUUGUAUCGUAUGUAAUUGGUGUGCAGGUAUUAGUUACCCGUGCUCCAGAGCAUGCCCAUUAAUUGGCUCAUUUUGCUGGGGUUUACUUGUUGUGAUGGCAGAGAACUGGAAAGCGAUUGAAUUAUAAUAUUCAGAUACUCAUUCAUUGGCUAUUUUAUCUGGGGUAUCAUAUUGUGGCAACA
Molecule: messenger RNA, 3493 nt
Organism: Ruditapes philippinarum (Manila clam)
Lineage: Eukaryota; Metazoa; Mollusca; Bivalvia; Venerida; Veneridae
Exons: 14
Coding region: 148-2484 (778 amino acids)
Source: RefSeq, a predicted model, not a curated record